Molecule: messenger RNA, 2097 nt
Organism: Plasmodium vinckei vinckei
Lineage: Eukaryota; Apicomplexa; Aconoidasida; Haemosporida; Plasmodiidae
Product: splicing factor 1, putative
Exons: 2
Coding region: 1-2097 (698 amino acids)
Biological process (GO): mRNA processing
Cellular component (GO): nucleus
Molecular function (GO): RNA binding
Source: RefSeq, a predicted model, not a curated record
AUGGAAGAAGAUAAUGAACAAUUUGAUGAAGAAGAAACUAUUGGCAAAAAGAAAAAUAAAAAAAAAGUAAAUGGAAAAGUAAAAUCUCAAGUUAAUGAUAAAAAUGAAAGUGAUGAAAAUAAUUCUAAUACAGAUGAUGAAUCUUUAUUAAAAAAUGAUAAAAGAAAAAAAAAAAGUGCAAGAGAAAAAGCAAGUAAAAGUAAGGUAACCCGAAGGGGACGGAGAAAAAGGGAAGAUACAGAACCCGAUGAAGAAGAAGAAGAAGAAGAAGAAGAAACUGAUAAAGUUGAAAAAGAUGAAAACAGUAAUAGUAGUGAAAAUGAGGAAACACAAAAAAGUAAAAAUAAAGAUGAGUUAGAUGAAAAUGAUAGUAAUCAUUCUUCGAGACCUUCAGAACAAGGUGACCAAGAAGAGGAACAAAGUGAUAAUGACGAUAAAGAAAAAAGAAAAAAAGAAAAAUAUAAAAAUUCAAAACAUUAUAGUGAUGAAAGGAAAAGCAACUCAAAUGGAGAUAAAAGCUCUGAUUCAGAAAGUGAACAAGAUGAAAGAAGAAGAAGUAGAAAAAGGGAAGAAAAAUCGGACAGUUAUAAAAAAGAUUAUCAUAAAAAAAGGAGAAGAAAAUCAAACUCAAGUAAUGAUUCCGAUUCAAGUGAUGAUGAUGAAAAACGGUCACAUAAGUCAAGAAGUUUAAAAAAAAGAAGGCACGAGAGGCGAGAAAGGAGGAGACACAGAGAUAGAAGUAGAGAUAGAAGUAGAGACCGAAGCAGAGACAGAAGUAGAGAUCGAAGCAGGGGCAGAAGCAGGGAUAGAUACCGCGAUAGGGAACGUGAGAGGAGACGUGAAAGGGAAAGAGAAAGAAUGCGAAGGGAGAGAGAAAGAGAAAUUGAAAGAGAAAAAAGAAGAGAAGAAAGACGUAAAAAAGAAGAAUUAGAAGAAGCAAAAAGAGAUGAUUUAACAGUAUUAGUAUUAAAUUUAGAUUUAAAAGCAGAUGAAAGAGAUAUAUAUGAAUUUUUUUCAGAAGUUGCAGGAAAAGUUCGUGAUAUACAAUGUAUAAAAGAUCAAAGAUCAGGAAAAUCAAAAGGUGUAGCAUAUGUAGAAUUUUAUACACCAGAAUCUGUUAUAAAAGCAUUAGCAGCUAAUGGCUAUAUGCUAAAAAAUAGACCAAUAAAAGUUCAAUCAUCUCAAGCUGAAAAAAAUAGAGCAGCAAAAGCUAGUAAACAUCACCCAAUAGAUCCUAAUGAUAUUCCAUUAAAAUUAUAUAUAGGAGGAUUAUUAGGUCCUUUAAGUAAUAUAACAGAACAAGAAUUAAAACAAUUAUUUAAUCCUUUUGGAGAUAUAUUAGAAGUAGAAAUACAUAGAGACCCAUAUACCGGUAAAUCAAAAGGUUUUGGGUUCAUUCAAUUUCAUAAAGCUUCAGAAGCUAUUGAAGCUAUGACUGUAAUGAAUGGAAUGGAAGUAGCUGGCCGAGAAAUAAAAGUUAGUUAUGCUCAAGAUUCAAAAUAUUUAUUAGCAAGUGAUGCAUUAAAAGAUUUAAACAUCCCAAAUUUAAAUCAAAUAAAAGCAGCAGCUCAAGGAGGUAGAAAAUCUGGAAAUCAAGAAGAUGAACAAGAUAAUGAAAAAAUUGACAAUGAUGAUGAUGAUGGAGGUGGAUUAAUAACUGGAGCCAGUAGCAAAAUCGCUUUGAUGCAAAAAUUGCAAAGAGAUACAAUAAUUGAUGCUUCGAUGCCAAGUGGAUAUGCCACUGGAUCAAAUACCAUAGCAAGAAACUCAUUAUCUACUAUACCAAACCCUUUAAAUAAUGUAACACCAAACAUUGUUUUAUGUAAUAUGUUUUCACCAAAUGAUAGUAAUAUUGGUUCGGAUCCCGAUUUUUUUAGUGACAUACUUGAAGAUGUAAAGGGAGAAUGUAGUAAAUAUGGGAAUAUUAUUAAAAUAUGGCUAGAUACUAAAAAUAUAGAUGGUAAGAUUUAUAUUAAAUAUACUAAAAAUGAUGAAUCAUUAAAAGCUUUUCAAUGCUUAAAUGGCAGAUAUUUUGGAGGAUCACUCAUAAAUGCAUAUUUUAUUACAAAUGCUAUAUGGGAAUCCACAUGUUCUUAA